AUGGUGAUAUCAGGGCAUCGCAGCGAUCCAGGAAAACAAGCAGGCCAUUGGAAGCCUCGUGGAACAUUUGCACUCUAUUCGUUGUUAUGCCGGUAUGCAAAGGUGAGCUUAAUUCCAAAUGACCAGCCAGAGGACAGUCAACUAUCUAACUACAAGCUUGACACGCCAUCUAGUCAGUUGAGACGGGCACAAGUGAUUAAAGAGAAGAUGGAAAGUAGUAAAACCAUUAAAAUCAUACUUUUCCUAGUAACCAUUCUGGGAACUUCUAUGGUCAUUGGAGAUGGCGUCCUAACUCCAAGCAUAUCAGUUCUUUCAGCAGUGAGUGGGAUCAAGUCCCUUGGUGAAGAUACCGUUGUGGGUGUUUCAAUUGCAAUCUUGAUUGUCCUAUUCACUCUUCAGCGGUUGGGCACCGAUAAAGUGGGCUUCGCUUUCGCCCCAGUUAUCUUCUUGUGGUUUUCAUUCAUUGGUGGAAUCGGUCUUUUCAACUUGUUCAAGUAUGAUCUUGGUGUAUUACGUGCCUUCAAUCCAAAAUAUAUAAUCGAUUACUUCAAAAGAAAUGGCAAGCAAGGAUGGAUUUCACUUGGUGGGGUAGUUCUAUGCAUUACAGGGACUGAAGCUAUGUUUGCUGAUCUCGGUCACUUUAGCGUCAGGGCAAUUCAAAUUAGUUUCUCCAGUGUAGUGUUUCCUGCAUUACUAGCUGCAUAUGCUGGGCAAGCAGCAUACCUUUCCAAAUUCCCGAAUGACGUGUCUGAUACCUUCUACAAGUCUGUGCCAGAUCCAUUAUAUUGGCCAAUGUUUGUUGUUGCUGUUGCUGCUGCAAUUAUUGCUAGCCAAGCCAUGAUUUCAGGAGCAUUUUCAAUCGUUGCUCAAUCCUUGAGUCUCAAUUGUUUUCCCAGGGUUAAGAUUGUUCACACUUCUGCUAAGUAUGAGGGUCAGGUUUACAUACCUGAGAUCAACUUCAUGCUUAUGGUUGCUUGUGUAAUCGUCACUUUGGCAUUCAGGACAACUGAAAAUAUUGGGCAUGCCUACGGAAUUGCUGUGGUUGCUGUUAUGGUUAUGACAACCUGUAUGGUUACACUUAUAAUGCUAGUUAUAUGGAAGGCAAGGGUGUUAUCGGCAACUCUUUUCUUUUUUGUAUUUGGUGCUAUAGAGGUCGUUUAUCUAUCAGCUGUACUAUACAAAUUCAAACAAGGUGGGUACCUUCCACUAGCAUUAUCUUUUUUCUUAAUGGUGGCCAUGGGGACAUGGCACUAUGUGCACAGAGAAAGGUACCUAUACGAGCUUAAAAACAAGGUCUCUAGUGAAUAUAUCAGGCAACUGGCGGCAAACGCAAAUAUGAACCAGCUACCGGGAAUAGGACUUUUGUACUCUGAGCUUGUCCAGGGCAUUCCUCCAAUAUUCCCUCACUUCAUUUCCAACAUACCUUCCACUCAUUCAGUUCUGGUGUUUGUUUCAAUUAAGUCUAUUCCAAUAAGUAAAGUGGCAAUCGAGGAGCGAUUUCUUUUCCGACAAAUCGAGCCACAAGAGUACCGUAUGUUCCGAUGUGUUGUGAGGUAUGGAUACAAAGAUGCAAUUGUGGAGUCUCAUGUGUUUGAAAAGCAGCUGGUCGAACACUUGAAAGAAUUCAUCCGGCAGGAAUACUUCAUUCAUGAAGCAGGCAACAUUGAAUCAACAUUUGAACCAGAGAACAUCCAACAUUCCACUCUACUUGUAGAGAAGGAUGGAACAGGAAGACCAUCAACAAGAGUUCAUGUAGAGGAACCACGACAACAGCCUAAUCAGUCAUUCAGCGCACCCCGUGUUUCAUCAGGUUCCAUCCGAUCCAUCAGUGGAAUAAACUUGUCAAAUUCUUCUGCUGGAAUCGCAUCUGCGCAGGUCUCUAAAGGUGCUGAAGACGAGAUCCAGUUUGUACAAAAAGCCAUGGAGAAAGGUGUGGUUUAUCUGCUAGGAGAAACAGAAGUGGUGGCAGAACCAAAUUCAUCCUGGUUCAAGAGACUAGUUGUUAACCACGUGUAUUCUUUCCUGAGGAAGAACUUCAGAACAGGGGAGAAAUUUCUGGCAAUCCCACGAACAAGGAUUCUCAGGGUUGGAAUGACAUAUGAGAUAUGAUAUUGUGCUUGAACUUUGGUGUGGAAAGAAAAUGCGUGCGUGCAUG
This is a messenger RNA of Populus euphratica (Euphrates poplar), 2155 nucleotides long. RefSeq names its product potassium transporter 5-like. Lineage: Eukaryota; Viridiplantae; Streptophyta; Magnoliopsida; Malpighiales; Salicaceae. Gene Ontology annotation, molecular function: potassium ion transmembrane transporter activity. The transcript is spliced from 8 exons. The record is from RefSeq and is a predicted model, not a curated record. The coding region runs from base 1 to 2109 and encodes 702 amino acids. Gene Ontology annotation, cellular component: membrane. Gene Ontology annotation, biological process: potassium ion transmembrane transport.